AUGCCCAGCCUACCUUCAUCGGUCGACCUGGACGAGUGCAUUUCGCGGCUGUACAAAAAAGAACUCCUCGCCGAGCCCGUCAUCGAGGCCAUAUGCGCCAAGACGAAAGAGCUGCUGAUGCGAGAGAGCAACGUUGUCCACGUGCGAGCGCCAGUCACUGUCGUCGGCGAUAUUCACGGCCAGUUUUAUGACUUGAUCGAGAUCUUCAAGAUCGGAGGAUGGUGCCCAGAUACAAACUACCUUUUCCUAGGAGACUACGUCGACCGAGGCAUGUUCAGCGUUGAAACCAUCUCUCUCCUAGUUUGUCUGAAACUUCGAUACCCCGAUCGCGUUCACCUGAUUCGAGGAAACCACGAAUCCCGUGGCGUCACACAGUCCUAUGGCUUUUAUACAGAGUGCUCUAGAAAAUACGGCAACGCCAACGUCUGGCACUACUUUACCGACAUGUUUGACUUCCUGACCUUGAGUGUCGUCAUCAACAAUGACAUUUUUUGCGUUCACGGAGGCCUUUCUCCCUCCAUCCACUCCAUAGACCAAAUCGUCGUCAUCGACCGCUUCCGCGAGAUCCCCCACGAAGGCCCCAUGGCCGACCUCGUCUGGUUGUCAAGAAAGUUCCUCGCCGUCAACAACAUGAGCCACAUCCUGCGCGCCCACCAGCUGUGCCAGGAGGGCUUCCAGGUGCUGUACGACGACAGGCUCAGCACCGUCUGGAGCGCGCCCAACUACUGCUACCGCUGCGGCAACAUGGCGAGCGUGCUCGAGGUCAGCGACACGGGCGAGCGCUUCUUCAACGUCUUCGCCGCCGCGCCCGAGAAUGACCAGGUCAAGGACAUGCAGCAGAACGGGCCGGAGAAGCUGGCGGACGGCACGGGCUUGCCGGAUUACUUUUUGUGA
Molecule: messenger RNA, 894 nt
Organism: Verticillium alfalfae VaMs.102
Lineage: Eukaryota; Fungi; Ascomycota; Sordariomycetes; Glomerellales; Plectosphaerellaceae
Product: serine/threonine-protein phosphatase PP2A-3 catalytic subunit
Exons: 5
Coding region: 1-894 (297 amino acids)
Biological process (GO): peptidyl-serine dephosphorylation
Cellular component (GO): FAR/SIP/STRIPAK complex
Molecular function (GO): protein serine/threonine phosphatase activity
Source: RefSeq, a predicted model, not a curated record